AUGACUAGCCAUGUGUUCUGGGAAAAAUGGGAGUUCUGGCAGAUUCUAACGCUGUCAGAUAACAUUCAAUUCAGUAAACAAACAAGGAAAGAAGAAAGCUGCCACUAUUUACAAACAUUGUCUGGACUUACAGUGGCACUGUCAACAGGCGCUUGUCUGUCUCUUGACACAACAUUCAAGUCUGUGGGGAAAGCAACAGUAACUGACAAAAAGUCAAGUCAAAAACUUGGAGUUGCACCACCAAAUAUGAUUAUUGCUGACAAUUGUUGCUAUAUUUGUAUUGCAAUUCUCAGUGUGUUUCCUGGGGUACACAUUGGCCUCAAUGUCUUGCAUUUUAUUAUGAGGUAUCUAGCAUCGGUUUUGAAUGGAAUAAAGAAUCCCCUGUGUUCAGUGGUCGCUCAAGAAGUAAGCAAUGCAGUCCUCAAGACAGAAGCCUCUAAAAACGGACAGAUGGCAGAAUACCGAGAUAAAUUUGAACAAGAGGUGCUUCUGCAGAGGAUGUUUGAGAAAUGGGCUGAAAAAGGUGGUGUAUGGUCAGAGGCAGCAUCCAAGGUACAUGCAGACCAACUUGCCCAUGUGAAGAAGGGCUGUCUGUCUCGAAUGCGCCAAGACAUCCGCUCUGAUGGAAGCCAAAUUGAGGGAUCACACAAUGGGAUGGAACUUACUAAUGAGGUCCUUUUCAAGUGGUCUCAAAAUUCAGAGAAUGCGGGCACAUUUGGUGGACUGUUUCAGAUAAAAGCAGAAGACCCAAACCUCGAGGAUAACAGCAUAUUUGACCCCCCCAAAUGCAAUGACAAUCUUGAGCCAAAGUAUGUACUGGCGUCUAUGAACAUUGAUUUGGCAUUACUUUUUUUACCUCAAGCUCCAGAAGCAUCUAGCUUGUUUACAUUGGACAAUAAUGCCACAACUUCUGUGAUGCAAAUUGGACCGCCAAAAUGCAAGGUAACAUUCUGUGACUUGACUGGUGAUGAUGCUCUGGCUUCUGAGGGUCCAACUGUGAAAAGGGGCCGGUUGCUCUCUCCAUAUUUACCAGCAGAACACCAGCAAGCAGGCACAAAGAGAAUACAGGAUGGCCAGAUGGUCCUGAAAGGAAAAGAACAAACCUCACAUGUAGACUCGAAUGACCAACCUGAGAUUAUCCCUAAAACCAAUGUCUUCACCUCAACCAACCAUGAUCAGCAUAUUAUUUCUAAAACCAAUGUCUUCACCUCAACCAACCAGACAAGCUCGAAGGCAAUCCAAGGUAACCAGGCACUCAAUCCCAUCGACAAAUUCUUUACAUCUCAGAAGGACAAUGAAUUCUACCUCUUCAUGGACAUGCAUUUGGAGCAAAAGUGGACGUUGUUUGGAAUGACAUCUCGCAAAUGGGUGCAGGCUACAAAGGACUACUAUGCACAGCUGGAGGGUUUGAAUAAGUCCAUAGGGCAGCAACCAUACAAAAGAAGCCUCGCGCCUUGUUUGAAAAACUCGGUGACAUUGAGGCUUAGUUGA
Molecule: messenger RNA, 1491 nt
Organism: Serpula lacrymans var. lacrymans S7.9
Lineage: Eukaryota; Fungi; Basidiomycota; Agaricomycetes; Boletales; Serpulaceae
Exons: 10
Coding region: 1-1491 (496 amino acids)
Source: RefSeq, a predicted model, not a curated record